UGCUCCUCCUCCCAGACAAGAGGGAAAGACGUCUACAGCUCGAGCGUCAAUUCUCACAACUUCCACCUUCACCCAACAUUCCACCGCCAGCUUCCCGAGGCAUUCGAGCUCACCCUUGCUUCCUAGACCUGACGUGGCGUGGAAUCUACAUCUACUCCGUCCCCUCCGUGCUAAUCUCGCUCCACAAUCCAUCCGAUCGUCGAUCCUAUCCUAGCCAGCGCACCUCGCCGACUUGCCUGUUCUUGGAUAUCACGCUCGCCAUCGACAUCGCUCCUUGCCCACAAUCAGCAAGACGUGUCGUCGACUCCUCACCAUGUCGUCGACGCGUUAUACGCAGCAGCCGCUGCAAAUUUACCAAGAUUCAAGCGCAUCCUAUGACCACGCUCCCAUGCCCCCGAUUCCGAGCCCUAUACGUCCGAAGAAACCAUCACCGCUUCGUCCGAUAAAGAAUGCCUCUUCGAGAAGAAACAUUGUUCUCAACCCCCCUCAGCAAGGAUACAGCCCGCAAUCACCAUUAAAGUCGUCUCAGCAGACAUCUAGUUCGCCCUCAAGAGCGCCCUUCAACAGCAGACUGAAUGUGAUUUCGAUGCCACCACCGGGCAGGCCUAUGCACCAAACGGAUUCCAUGGAGAAGAAGCAGCCAUUGAUGUCUAAGUUCAAGCCGCAGAAGGCCCUAUUUACAACAUUCGCGAGUACAAAGUCCACGGACAAGGAGAAUUAUCCCAUAUAUGAGCAGCAUACAACUUCUUAUCGCAAUGGAUUCGAUGAAAGCAACUUCUCCCUUGAAGGCCUGUACGGUCAGAAGCGGGCAGCCAAGCGAACUCUGUUGGAGGCACCAUCAAUCCAUGAAUCGAGGGCCUCCAAGAGAUCGAAGACCGAAGAAAGGCAAGGAGGAGAAGCAGUUGAGGAACAAGUAGAGCUUCCUGCGCCUGAUUCAUUUCCGCCUCUUCAUGACGAUGGAACCAAACCACCGCAUAGUUACGCACAGUUGAUCGGAAUGUCUAUAUUAAGAGCACCAGCUCGUCGAUUGACCCUUGCCCAAAUCUACAAAUGGAUAUCCGAUACCUACUCCUUCUACAGUCCGUCAGAUGCUGGCUGGCAAAACAGUAUUCGCCAUAAUCUUAGUCUCAAUAAGGCCUUUAUCAAGCAAGAGAGACCAAAGGAUGACCCUGGAAAAGGAAACUAUUGGGCUAUUCAACAAGGCAUGGAGCAUCAAUUCAUCAAGGAAAAGCCGGCGCGAAAGUCUGUGGGUCCAAAUGAGAACGUAUCCUUACUAUCUACGAACCUUGCGCCUGUGACGCAACCGGAGAGCUCACAAUCCUCGUUCAAGCCCCUUACCCCAGCAGUUCAAGACUUGCCUCCUCAAUCAGCGUACACCAUGCCGGAGGCCCCAUCGCGUGCUCAUCCAGAAUUGUCCUCUGACGCUACAAUUCCAGCAUCAGACGCUUUCAAUCCUGAAGCAGACGCCGGGGAAGAAGCCCGGGAACUACCACCAUCCUCCCCCCUUAUCCGCUCAUCACCACCUGCGGCUAUGAUGCACUCGUCACCACCUAUGCCUCACGUUAUGCCAAGGAUGAACGCUACUCCACCUCCUGUUCCACGAUUCCCUUCCUCCGAUCGAACACGAUCUCACAAACGCAAAUUCGCAUCCAUGGAUGACAGUGGCUAUUUCUCAUCACUCGAUUCAUCUGCCAUGAGACCACAUCAGGCUAACCGGUUGCUUACUUCAGAAGCUGAUCGCCCGCGUAUAAAGCGAGGACGUGCUGAGGAGGAAAUUGCACGACUUCGGGGCUCUUCAUAUGAUAGUCCAACAAAGGGUCGCACCGCCACAUCAAGCUUUGCUCCCCCAUCCUCAUCACCAUUGCGUCGGAACCAGAAACAUAAUGGCCCAUCUAACAUGCUACCACCUCUUACACCGGCUGUGAAGUUGCAGCCUCCAGUAAGGCCAGCUCCACCCUCUGUUUCACCAAAUACGAACCUCCGUCUGCAUCGUGAUAGGGUUCGAGAACUGGUGGGUUCGCCGGUUCGAGGUAUGGGAAUCUUAGAUUCGAAUCUACCGCCUUGGAGCCCUGCUUUCUGCUUGGAUGACAGCCCAUUCAUUUACGGUGACUUGAACAACGACUUUGACAUCUUCGCCGACAACAAUUCUGGAUUUCUUUCUGUACCUGGCAAUGGUUCUCCUGAGAAGCGAUCAGCAAAGAGACCCCGCUUGGACCGAUCUAGAUCUGCCAACUCCGUGGCUGAUAACUCCAAUUACAAUAAGAGUAAUACCUCCACCCCCUUGGUGAAGGUUACACCAAAUCUAGCCCCAUCGGCACUUGACUCGCCUGUCAAGGGACUUGGUUUUAUGGCCUCACCUAGCAACUUGCUUAGCCUCAAGUCACCGAUCAAACUGGGAUCGCCGCCAUUUAGCGUCUCUGCCUUCGGCUUGCCCCAGGACGAAGAGUUCUAUGGUUCUGAAUUCCUAUCCGAAGAAGCUACUGACUUCUCCGGUAUGGACAUCAUGCAAGGAUUCCAAAAAAUUGGUGCCGGCGGUCAGUCUUCUCGCGAUACACCAAAGACCAACAAUUCUCGACCGUCAUUCGGCCGAAACUUCACUUCUCAAUUCUAAACCUCUGGCCUUCAAUUACGGGCAGAAGUGGACGGAUAACGAUUUUCUUUUCC
Molecule: messenger RNA, 2664 nt
Organism: Amorphotheca resinae ATCC 22711
Lineage: Eukaryota; Fungi; Ascomycota; Leotiomycetes; Helotiales; Amorphothecaceae
Exons: 2
Coding region: 314-2611 (765 amino acids)
Biological process (GO): regulation of transcription by RNA polymerase II
Molecular function (GO): RNA polymerase II cis-regulatory region sequence-specific DNA binding; DNA-binding transcription factor activity, RNA polymerase II-specific
Source: RefSeq, a predicted model, not a curated record